Messenger RNA from Budorcas taxicolor (takin), 3229 nucleotides. RefSeq names its product receptor accessory protein 1 (gene REEP1). The coding region runs from base 66 to 1304 and encodes 412 amino acids. The record is from RefSeq and is a predicted model, not a curated record. Lineage: Eukaryota; Metazoa; Chordata; Mammalia; Artiodactyla; Bovidae. Gene Ontology annotation, biological process: endoplasmic reticulum tubular network organization. The transcript is spliced from 12 exons. Gene Ontology annotation, molecular function: microtubule binding. Gene Ontology annotation, cellular component: endoplasmic reticulum tubular network; endoplasmic reticulum membrane; cytoplasmic microtubule.
ACGUGCCCGGAGCGCCGCAGCCGAGCCGCCCCGCGUCGCCGAGCUGCGCCCGCCCGGCCCCCGCCAUGGUGGCAUGGAUCAUCUCCAGGCUGGUGGUGCUAAUAUUUGGCACUCUUUACCCUGCAUAUUAUUCCUACAAGGCUGUGAAGUCAAAGGACAUUAAAGAAUAUGUCAAAUGGAUGAUGUACUGGAUUAUAUUUGCACUAUUCACCACAGCAGAGACAUUCACUGACAUCUUCCUUUGUUGGUUUCCAUUCUAUUAUGAACUAAAAAUAGCAUUUGUAGCCUGGCUGCUGUCUCCCUACACAAAAGGCUCCAGCCUCCUCUACAGGAAGUUUGUACAUCCCACACUGUCUUCAAAAGAAAAGGAAAUUGAUGAUUGCCUGGUCCAAGCGAAAGACCGAAGUUACGAUGCCCUUGUGCACUUUGGGAAGCGAGGCUUGAACGUGGCGGCCACGGCAGCAGUGAUGGCUGCUUCCAAGGUGGCUCGACUUUUUCCUUUUAUCUCCUCUUUGGACCUCAGAGAAGGGCAGGUAACCCUGUUGAGAGGUGUGACUAACUUCGAACUGAUCCAGUCGGGGAGAGAGGCCAGUAGCCACCUCUGCCUACCAGCCCAUGGUCUGGAUCCAAGCCCGGUGUCUCUCCUGCCGACACCCGUGUGUGUACAUGGACAAGGUGCCUUAUCGGAGCGACUCCGGAGCUUCAGCAUGCAGGAUCUCUCCACCAUCAGGGGAGACGGUGCCCCUGCUCCUUCGGGCCCCCCUCCACCGGGCCCUGGGCGGGCCAGCGGCAAGCAUGGCCAGCCUAAGAUGUCCAGGAGUGCUUCUGAGAGCGCUGGCAGCUCAGUGUGUACCUGCUGCUCCACCUGCAGAACCCGGAAAGUGGUUGAGGGCGAUGUGAAUGAGGGUGGUGUGAAGGCCUGGGGGCCCCACCAGGUCCAAAACCCACUGGCGUUUUCUGACGAGGAGGAGGAAGACCUGCUGGACUUCAUGUACAAGUUUAAAGCACCUCGAAAGACGGAGUUCCCCCUGGAGGUCUCCCCUCCUUCCCCUUCUGCUGAGCGCUGCAACCUGAGAGUCCAACUGAGGCAAGUUGGGAGCCCCCCUGCCCUCAGUGCAGAGACCCUUGUGAGACUCAGGCACCGCCUAGAAUCCUUCGAUCUCGCUUCAGGAAGAAAAGUACCUCAUCCUCAGCCACUGAAACCACUACCCUGCGCUGUGACUGGCAAAAACAAACCAAUCCACCCAAACGAAACCAACCCUAGAACCAUGCUUUGUUACAGAUGCUCCGUGAAGUACAUCUGAGACAUCUGGGUAAUGAUCCCAACUCUGGGUUCUAGAAGGUUGUAGAGGUUGCGUCUUCAUGAAUGUGACCUGCUGCUCAGCUCCACGGGCAGCAGUGGCUUGUGCCCUCUGUUUGCUUCCUGGGUUGUGUGGAGUGUGAGCCAGACAGAAGUGGCAUGUUCAUGGGCACUUGUAUUUCAUACAGGCUCACAUCUUUCAGGAAGAGAACAAACCGCCGUCUGAGGCGACUCCCUAAUUAGACUGAGAAUUUUAUCUGAAAAGAAGAAUCUGGUUGAAAUAGCAUCUCGGUCAGCGGCGGGUGCUCCCCACUGGAAGCGCCAAGCCUAAAUGUAGGACUCGUCUACUUGUGCUUAGAAUUGAUGUUUCCUUUCAGUGUGAUGCAUGCAGGGGUCACAACCCAGUUACUUAUACUUGGAUCGUGUUUGUUCACAGGUAGGCCCUGAACACGAGAAUUAGUGUCACGUACCACAUAGAGCCUACUGUCAGUCAGCUAUAAACAGGCCCAGUUAGAGACAGUGGCAUGACUGAGCUACACACACCUACGUCAGUCUUUGCUGAGGACACAUCGGCUGGAUCUUAGCCACAUCGGAAAGGGUUUUACUUGAAGUUGUUACCAGAUUGCAAAUGUAAAUCCCUUUUCCUCAUAAUGCCUCUGAAGGUGACUUGGUAAUUUACAAAAGGAUUUAGGAAAAUAAACCUAAAAGCAAAUGUGGGGUUCAGGAGGGCAAACAGAGGCUGUCUGUUUAAUGUUUGUGCCCCAUACCCACCAAUAGCUAAAUCCUGUUAGAAAACCUGUUUUCUUCAAGCUCACAAAGUAGUUUCAGACAGAGGAAAAAUAUAUGCUUUAAAAUGUAUUUACCUGUUAUCGGGAAUACCCAGAAUUAUCAGAAACAAAUGCAAAAAAAAAGCUUAUUAAGCAGCUUUUUAGCAACUUUUUUCUUCCUGGCCAAAAUAAUAAAUGCCUUUAGCAGCAGAGAUUAAAAUCCUAUUGUGAACAAGCUAUAUUUUCACCAUUUUACUGUGGAGAGUUUUAACAAGUAUGGGCUCUCAAGUUUGCACUCAACGAUGCCAAAAAUAACUUUGAAGCACUCUACUCUCAGACAAGCUGUAUUACUUCUCAUUUAAGAUUUAAAAAAAUAGAAAGGUACCCAAACUGCUGUCUUAACGUAACUAUUUUUCCUUCAGGUGUUGCUUAGGGAAUUGGUUUCUUUCUUAAAAACACUCACUGUACAACUGAGAGCAGCUGUCAUAUUUCUGGCAAAACGUGUUUACUUAUCCAACAAGCUGUAUAUUUGUGUGGACUGACGUAAAAAUGUGAAUGCCUCCAAGUGUACACAUAGUGGUGUGGAGUUCUGUCGAGACGAUAAAGCUGAAUGUUUUGAAUUUACUGAUUUACAGACACGGGCUGUUUACAAAAUGCUAAUGGAAAGUCUGUACCUUUCACGUAGCAACUUUUUCUUUGCUUUUGAGCACCUGUUCUGUUUCUGAGGAGACGAGAGAGGGUGUUGUACUUACAAACUGGAGAGUUAGGCAUAAUCCCUCCUGGCUUUGUGUGAAUAGCUUGCUCACUUUGCUGGCCUCUGAAUUGUGUGUUCUCCGUAGUAAACUGUCCGUGUGUCUGUGAUAACAGUGCUUGUCAACCACGACCGCCAUUGAGUACCUUCCUAGUUGUUCAUCUUGCACAGCACUGGAAAUGGUAAAGGAUGUGCUUCAUUCGUGAACGGCAGGCACCAGAGGACCGGCGUUCUGGAUGGUGACUGUGCACACUCCCCCUUAGUUUCUCUCUGUAAUCCUAGAGGACGAUCCAUCAUCAAAUAGUAUACUGGACUGUGCAUCAAAGGGAUGUAAAAUUACAGUAUUCCAAAGGUUGAAGUUCUGUUUUGUUAUAAUGCCUGAUCUAUAUCUUGAAUAAAGUCUUAACAUGU